Messenger RNA from Schistosoma spindalis, 1413 nucleotides. NCBI's taxonomy places the organism in Eukaryota, Metazoa, Platyhelminthes, Trematoda, Strigeidida, Schistosomatidae. The record is from the annotation of a GenBank genome assembly.
CUCGGCCGUACCAGGGCAUUUGGGCGCGUAAGGAUCAAUAGAUUAAGCGCAUCUAAAAAACAUGUUUGCAUACUUGUACAAGUUCGGAUCACAGUUGAUAAACGAACUAAGACGUCGUCUCUGAGGUCUUAGAAUGUUGAAAUACUAUAACUGUAACGUUUGUUGAAGAUCAUACGUCCAACUGAUUAGUAGUAUUGAUUUUGCAAUACCAAUUAUUCAACAUAUUAUGCUACUAGUCAUUAUGUUGAAGAGUCAAGGUCUUUUCGUUUGGUUAUCCACGUUUAGUUGGCCCCCUAAGAAAACCACCUGCUUCGGUUUGGGCACCCGGGCGGUAUCUCAGCCCACACACUAAAAUCAUGAUGAACUAUUUGCUUAUGGAAAAUAUUCCUUUCUCUCUGAUUAACAUUGAAAGGACUCGUACUAUUAUUAUUUUACCACGUCAUUUAUUCACCCUCUCUUAUUCCUACUUUAUGUAUCCGUUUCGACCUAGACAGCAGCUCACCUAUGGUGAAAAUUCAGCUUUAUCUAAACGUUCUCGAGUCACUGCCUGGUUGAAAAUUGUAUGUUACCACCGAAUACGAGUACUGAAGCAAUUUUUCUGAAACCACGUACACCAUUCAAACUGGCUGCCUUUAACGUUCGCACACUUAUGCAGGUCGGACAACAGAUAGGGCUGUCUUUGGAAAGUCUUAAUAUUGAUGUGUGUUGUCUAUCCGAGACCCGUAUUCAAGACUCUGGUGAAGUACUACAAGUUCGCUCUCCAUCUGUCGCUUCAAAAAGCUUGUUUUAUGUGCGUUUAUCCGUGGACCCUGUGGCAUCUUCGUCUGGUCUUGCUGGCGUCGGUGUCGCACUAAGCGCUAGAGCCCAGGCAGCACUAAUCGACUGGAUCCCCAUUAACAGUCGGUUAUGUGCUGUUAGAUUAGAAAGUCCCAUCAAAGUGAGAAGAAAUCGGCGUGAGAAACGAUGUCUUUUCGUCGUCUCCGCCUAUGCCCCGGCAGAUUGCAGCCCGGAUGCAAUCAACGAUGAGUUCUGCCACCAGUUAACUGUUCUUCUCCAGAAAGUGCGCUCGACAGAUAUUGUAGUACUGGCCGGAGACUUGAAUGCUCAGGUCGGGCGUCUAGGCACAGAAGAGAGUCGUUUAGGUGGCCGAUGGGGUCUCGUUGGUCGCAGGACAGAUAACGGGGAACGUCUACUGCAACUAUGCACAGAUCACAACCACUAACCUUCGGCACAGUCAUCACCGAUGUGCCACCUGGCGUCCCCCUUCUCCAUCUCAAGCCUGGACUCAGAUCGAUCACAUCGCGAUCAGAUACCGCUGGCGUGGUUGUGUACAAGACUGCCGCUCCUUUUGGAGUACCUAUCUGGAAUCUGACCAUGCUCUGGUCUGCGCCAAUCUUACCUUACUUUUCAGUG